This is a messenger RNA of Rubroshorea leprosula, 936 nucleotides long. The record is from the annotation of a GenBank genome assembly. NCBI's taxonomy places the organism in Eukaryota, Viridiplantae, Streptophyta, Magnoliopsida, Malvales, Dipterocarpaceae.
CGCCGACCUCAGGAGGCUCAGUCUAGCGCCGGUGGACAAUGACUCUCGACGUUAGUUUCCCGGAGGAUGCACCGAUCGACACGACUCCACAGUGCCCUCCUUCCAAUUCCAGAUUUCAUGUAAGCGCUCUCUCUGUUCGCAUUCGAUUUCAACUUUUCUGUCUCUUAAUAUUCAUUUUGAUAUUGAUCCCCGCUUCCCUUUUCAUGUCAAUCUAGCUUGAUUCCGUUAAUGAAAGCUAAUUUUUUUUCAUAAUUUUUUGGUCGGAGAUAGGAGGUUCGAUUUAGUCGAGCGAAUAAGAAAUUGAUGUCUACAGGAACUAAUCUGCUUCGCUACUGAUAGUCAGUUUUCUUUACUAAUGUUUGGAGAAGUAAAUGAAAUUCAAUUUCAGAUAUUGGUCUCAUUUUCUUCAUUGCUGAAAGUUGAUACUGUUAGAAGAUACUGAAGUGAUUGAAUUUCUUUAUAGAGGAUGUGGUAAAUGAUUGAGAUUCGUUUCCUUUGAUAAUUACUCAUCAAUUGAACAAACAGUGUGAAUGAGGUUUUAAUUGGAAAAUAAGAAAGAAAUCCAUUGUGUAAAAUCAUUCCGGAAUCCAGAUUUAGUAAACAGAGAAGUAUGAUUUGCAUUUAUAAAGCCGUCUUGUAUAUGCCUGUUGCCUGAAGAGGUAAUACUAUAAUAGUCAUUUACUCUGUUCAUUCUUAAUUUGAACCUUGAGCACUUCGGUUGUAUUAACUGAAUAAUCAUAGUUUAAUGAUGACAUGACGUAAUGUAAAGUGUUUUUGCAUACCUUGUUUCCUAAUCUGUCUGUACUUGGUAGCCACCUUAUUGUUUAUUGUUAAGGUCCAGUUUGGAACAUCAGAUUGUUUCUUGACACAGACACACAGAGUCAAGGAGUCAGGGGCCAAACUUCACAAACAGAAAAAGAAAGUAUAGGAUGUGUA